GGCAGUAGGCUGAACUAGUCAUAACAAAUUUUCUCGAUUUGCAAUAUAUAUCUGAAAGACGUGACGAAAUAAGCAGUUUUUGUACAAAUUACGAACAAAAAUUCUGAUAUGACACCAGUACUUGGUAGUCUACAAUCUAUUGGACCUAAUACUCAGGCAUCGACUACUGUGCCUGAUGUGCAAAGUGGCAAUACAGUAGUACAAAUAUUACAGCCUCAGACACAAUCUCAACAGACGCAAUUUGUAUCACAACCUCCAAAACAGCAGAUAGUACAACAACCCUCUACUCAACAACAAACACAACAAUCACAACAGCAACAAAGUUCCUUCAAUGAUUUUCCACAGUUUCUGACUAAAACAAGAUUACAAGAUCUAGUGAAAGAAGUAGAUCCCACCGAACAGUUAGAUGAUGAUGUAGAAGAAAUGUUAUUACAAUUGGCAGAUGAUUUUGUUGAAACAACUGUAAAUGCAGCAUGCUUAUUGGCUAAACAUCGUCAUGCGAAUACUGUAGAAGUAAAGGAUGUACAGUUACAUUUAGAAAGAAAUUGGAAUAUGUGGAUCCCUGGUUUUGGCACAGAUGAAGUACGACCAUAUAAACGUGCAACAGUUACAGAAGCACAUAAACAAAGAUUGGCACUUAUACGAAAAUCGAUUAAAAAAUAUUAGUCCUUCUGUACACUUCA
Bombus pascuorum is the source of this 683-nucleotide messenger RNA. RefSeq names its product transcription initiation factor TFIID subunit 12 (gene Taf12). The coding region runs from base 109 to 666 and encodes 185 amino acids. Gene Ontology annotation, molecular function: DNA binding; TBP-class protein binding; protein heterodimerization activity. Gene Ontology annotation, cellular component: transcription factor TFIID complex; SLIK (SAGA-like) complex; SAGA complex. The record is from RefSeq and is a predicted model, not a curated record. Gene Ontology annotation, biological process: RNA polymerase II preinitiation complex assembly; DNA-templated transcription initiation. The transcript has 3 exons. NCBI's taxonomy places the organism in Eukaryota, Metazoa, Arthropoda, Insecta, Hymenoptera, Apidae.